CGACGUCGCUCGGUUCCGACGUUCUUCGUCACGGUUGCGUCGUUCGUUUCUCCAAUUGCUCGCUUGUUGCAUCUCGUUGUGUGUCUUCCAUUCGGUUUAAAUUUCAAUCGUUUACAACAGCUACAAAAUAAAAGGAGAAACAAAAAAAAAAAGAUACUUAAUUACGUAAAUGAAAAUUUAAAUUAAUCGUAGUGUAUUAACUGUUCGCGUUUUAGUUGCGUUUUGUUAAUAAGAAGGGAAAAUAAAAAAUUAAAAACUGUCGAUCCGUUAAAUGUGCUCGCUAGAACAAUCGUACGAAACGAGAGGAAUUUUCCAGUGUCUUUCUUGAAAGCGCACGAUCGAAAUGGUAAAUCGCAUUUGAAAAUAGAAACGGCCAUAUAGAUGAAAGGCAAACUGUUCGAUUCGAUCGAACCGUCAUUCGAUUCCUAUGAGAAGAUCGAAAUUGCAAAAUAUGCCGCUGACUAAUCCACCAGCACACAGAGCCUUAAUUUUCCUUUGAUUCGAAGAACAUCAUUAAGGAUAAGCGGCGAUUUCCCGACAGAUUCUAAAGUCUCAAGGAUAAAAGAACGGAAGUCGUAAAGGAAGGCCAAAGAGGAUUUCUUCGAGGACUAAGCACAGCAGUGCAACAAAUUCUCAAAUAACUCUGUGCACGGUUCUAAAGAUAAAGAACAAUAAACGACAGAGAGAGAAAGUUUCUAACAAUAACGCAAACUACCAGAAAUACUCGUCCAUACGUAUGUUCCUAAUUAUUUCAUCUUAAUGAUUCAUUCUUUCUUCCUGAUGGUUUAAACAGCAUUAGCAAAACGUACAAAAAUGUAUCGCUUUUCUUUUCUCGUUUUCUCAUUAUCGUCUUAAUUUGCGGGCAAACUCGAAGGACGAAAUUCGAAGGAUCGAUAUCGUGAUAUUUAAGGGAUUUCCCUCGGAAAACAUUUCUGUACCUGGAGAAAGGAAGAAGAAGCACGUUCGUUUACGCGGAAUUACCGUUGCGAGCAGAACACUCGAACAUCGAAGAUCAUCGAAGAUAUCCCAUUAGGAUAAUUACUUAUCGAAGACCAGCCGGCAGACGAGCAACGACGAGGGCCGUUAAAAGACGAGAGAGAUAAAAGAAUAGCUAGUGUAUUUCAGACGAUCAUGGAUUUCAACGCAUCGACCAGCUACUACGUUUGCGAUUUAUCGUCGUUUCAUUCCUAUUACUCGCGGCUGCACGGCUGGAUUUCUCUUUUCGUUUGUAUUUUCGGUUCGAUCGCCAACAUUUUAAACAUUCUUGUCCUGACUCGCCGGGAAAUGCGAUCACCAACCAAUAUAAUUUUAACGGGAUUGGCCGUGGCUGAUCUGCUCGUCAUGAUCGAUUACAUUCCGUACGCGUUUCACCUCUAUUUGUAUCGGCGAUCAAGAAGGGACACCUUCACCUACGGAUGGACGAUUUUUGUGCUGUUCCAUUCGAAUUUCGCACAGGUUUGUCACACCAUUUCAAUUUGUUUAACUUUGAUACUGGCUGUGUGGAGAUACGUGGCGGUAGCAAGGCCGCAACAAAACAGAGAGUGGUGUAGUUACAAGAGAACUAUUUUUGCGAUUUCGAUCGCCUAUAUUUUCUGUCCUGUGCUUUGUAUACCCGUGUAUAUCACGACAGAAGUAAGACAGCAAGUAGAAGUUUUGGAUUCCAAUGGAAUGAGCAUAAAGUCUCGAAAUGAAAGCUUGAUCGGAAAUACAACAAACACUACCCUUUACUUUGUUCGACUGACGGAAAUGGCAGAAAAUCAUGACAUUUUGAAGGAACUAAAUUUCUGGAUUUAUAGCGUGGUAAUAAAACUUCUGCCUUGUCUCGUCCUAACGGUCGUCAGCUUAAAGCUUCUGCAAGUUCUAUUGGAAGCAAAGCGAAGGAGGCGAAAGUUAACCAAUAUUCAAGAACAACAGCUGGAAAAAAAGAAAAGUUGCCGAAGAGGGGACAAAGAGCGACAAACAGAUAGAACUACGAUGAUGCUGCUAGCAGUCUUGCUGCUCUUUCUACUCACAGAAUUGCCACAGGGAAUACUCGGACUUUUCAGCGUGCUUCUCGGUCCAGGAUUCUUCUCCACUUGCUACUUGAUGUUAGGUGAUGUUAUAGAUAUGUUAACGCUUGUAAACUCAGCUAUCAACUUCAUACUAUAUUGCACGAUGAGUAGACAAUUCAGGAAAACGUUUAACGAACUUUUCUGCAAAAACUGUAAAAUCCCCAGAAGCACUGCAAAACAGAUUUGUAUAGAAAAUAAUGGAAAUACAGGCACAAACCACACAGUGACGCAAGUAACACAAGUAUAGUUAAGAAGGAGGUGGUGGACUCCACCUGCUGCGAUGCUCUCGUCUACCAAACGAACAUCUGAUGAUUGUGAUUUUCAAAUAAGUAAAAUAAUUUAACAAUAAAAUUAGUGUUUACUCGUUCCUUUAUGUUUCGCCAAUAUGGCCACAAACAAAUAUAAAUAGACACUAACGUCAUAUAAAGGCCUCUAUGCACAUUGAAA
Molecule: messenger RNA, 2498 nt
Organism: Bombus impatiens (common eastern bumble bee)
Lineage: Eukaryota; Metazoa; Arthropoda; Insecta; Hymenoptera; Apidae
Product: sex peptide receptor-like
Exons: 4
Coding region: 1132-2298 (388 amino acids)
Biological process (GO): G protein-coupled receptor signaling pathway
Cellular component (GO): membrane
Molecular function (GO): G protein-coupled peptide receptor activity
Source: RefSeq, a predicted model, not a curated record